AUGGAGGAUGGCGAAGUAAGUGUAGACUUAAAGCAAAAGGUAAGCCCUUCUAUUAAGCCUUUUGAGGUUCUCAAAACCGCUACAGUUUUUGCUGAUAAACACGUUGCGCCACCCAUCAUGCGUGAGCAAGAAUUUUUUUUCAAGAAAGAGAAGUGGUAUCGAGACAUCUCCAUUUACAAACUGAGUUUUGUUCUUGUCAUCAAUUUUGUGUAUUUUGGCGUCGAGCUUGCAAUGGGGUUAUACCUUAAAUCUCUUUCUUUAACCACCGACGCGUUCUCUAUGUUGUCCGAUGUCAUUUCGCAGGUCAUCGGCAUCUUCGUCGCGUUCAUCGUCAAAAAUGCGUUCACGGAGAAUUUCACAUACGGGUUUGCACGAGCAGAAGUUGUCGGUGCGUUCAUUAAUAGUGUGUUCCAAAUAUCAAUCGGGUUCUCUCUUGUCAUCCAGUCGGUCGAGAAGUUCUUUGAUUUGGAAGAGGUUGGGAACCCAAUUGUUCUUCUAAUAGUUGCCGGCGUUGGGUUACUUGUCAAUGUGGUUGGGAUGGUAGUCCUUGGAAACUAUUCAUUUUGUAUUAACAACUUCAAUAAACGACACAACACAACAAAAGAAACGAACACAAAGAUUAAUGAAAAUCUGAACAAAAAGGAAAACAACACAAAGGAAGUCCAAAUCACUAUUCCAAACACUAAAGUCCUUGCACAAGCUAAAAUCGACGUCGAUGAAAGCGAAAGCGAAGAGGAAGACGAUAAAGUCCAAUUCGACGCCAAUUUUAGAGACAUUUCAGCAAAUUUGAAUUCUUUGUCAAAGUCACCAAACAUCUCCGCGUCACCAAGAAAUGCGCCCCAAACACCAAAUUUCAUUCGAAAAGGAAAACCAAGUCGAUUCGCACCACCAAAUCAGAAUGAAAGCGAAGACGUCGACAAACAGACAAACAAACUCUCUCCAGAGCCUAUACCAAAUACUGAGAAUCCCAUUUCAAAGUCUCGAACACAAAUACCGCCGUUACAAAUCACACAAGAUAUACACCCUCCACACAAAAAGAAGAAGAGAAACAUGAAUAUUGCAGGUGUUUUUAUUCACGUUUUUGGAGACUUUAUGGGAAGUGUUUCCACGAUGGGAGUUGCACUGAUUGUGUACUUUUUCGAUGAUCCAAAGAAGCAGUAUGCGGAUCCUGCAUUCAGUUUAUUAGUUUCUUUGAUGAUGAUUGUUACGGGUGUUCCAUUAUUGUAUUCUUGUGUCUGUAUAGUCAUGCAGAUGGUCCCCAAGAAGAUCAAAAUAUCCGAUUUACGAAAGGAAGUGCUUGAUAUCGAGGAAGUCAUUGCGGUUCACGAUUUCCACCUCUGGCAACUCAACAACAAAAUCUAUUGUUCGACAAUCAAAGUGUUAAUGAGCGACAAUGCCGAUGGUAAUGCAUGUCGAGACAAAGUGAAGCGUAUCAUGCGGAAGUCUGGUAUAGCGCUGACCAAUGUCGAAUGUACUUUUUCGGUCAAACGACUUGAUUCUGCGCGACUCAAGUACUCCGAGUGA
This is a messenger RNA of Entamoeba invadens IP1, 1524 nucleotides long. Its product is annotated as cation efflux protein/ zinc transporter, putative. Bases 1 to 1524 code for a protein of 507 amino acids. The record is from RefSeq and is a predicted model, not a curated record. Gene Ontology annotation, biological process: zinc ion transmembrane transport; intracellular zinc ion homeostasis. NCBI's taxonomy places the organism in Eukaryota, Evosea, Mastigamoebida, Endamoebidae. Gene Ontology annotation, molecular function: zinc ion transmembrane transporter activity. The transcript has a single exon. Gene Ontology annotation, cellular component: membrane.